GGCAUAAAAAUUAUAUUUGAUUGGGACUCUUGUUUUCCCCCCUUAAUUUUUGUGCUGUUGUAUCUUACACAUACAGAAGCAUGAGGGUGAGAUUGGGGGGCUCUGGAGCAAGGUUCCAGGCUCCCAGUGCUGAGCUUGCUGCUCAGUUGCUGUGUGUGGUCUUCACUUCCUUUUCCUAGGCCUCAGUGUUCUCAUCCACAAGAUAGUAAUAAUAAUCCUAUAUUGAAUGAUGCUUUAUUUCUCACGUGUGAACUGUGAAAGGGAAAUACUCCCGCAGGUAAAAGGAAGUCUCAGAGGCAGGUGUUUUUGUCGUUGUUAACAGUAGGCUGCAAAAUGACAAAGGAGAAGCAGCUGAAAUGAUCUACACACUUAAAUGUGAUCUGCUCAACAACUAAUGUUUGAAAAUUCCUUAAAAAAAUAUUUUGGUUUAGGGGCGCCUCGGUGGCUCAGCCGGUCAAGCAUCCAACUUCAGCUCAGGUCAUGAUCUCAUGUCUCAUAGGUUCAAGCCCCACAUCGGGCUCUGUGCUGACAGCUCAGAGCCUGGAGCCUGCUUCAGAUUCUGUGUCUCCCUCUCUCUGCCCCUCCCCAACUCGGUUUCUCUCUCUCUCUCUCAAAAAUAAAUAAACACUAAAAGAAAAAUUAAAAAAAUACUUUAGUUCUGUUCUUGGAUCCUUAGUUUUACAUUUACUGAAAGAGAUAAAUGUAAAUUGGACCUCAAAGUUUUGGGGGCAGGUGACCUUGAAAAGCACCCAUGGCCAACAGGUGCUCUGCUCUAGUUGAUUUCAGGUGAUGAAGACUGAAGGGCGGUGUGGGAUUCUUUUUAAUCCUUAGGCUCUUCUACAUUCUCUUAUUUCAACAAUCUAUAGUGGGUCAGGAAACAAGUGUCCUGGGAACAUAUGUAAAGUACCUCCCUAUUCUCUUUCUUUCUUUGGAAGCUGUUUUUAGAAGACAGCUUUUGGGAUGGCUAUUUUACAUACGGUAGGUCGGGAGACUUGAGCUUUUAUUUUUGCACAUUUUAAGAGUGUUUUAAACCGUCAAAUCACUUGAACUGUCCUAUGACAUACAUAAAACCUGUUCUUUGUUUUGUGUUGUUUUUCCUGCUGGCUCACUCUUCGUUUAAACUCGGUCUCUGUGGAGAUUUGGGCCAAGGUCACUGACAUUGCCAGCAGCUACUUCGUGCUUGAUAAACUUGGAUAUUCUCUAGAAACGUUUGAAUCUCUGAGAUUUAAAGGUCUUUCCUUCAUCCCUGUGCUGUUGCGGGUAAGCUCUCUGGACCCCAGCUGGCCUCAUGGUGAGUUCAAGGCCCUAAUCCAGUAGUCCAACGGAGUUCACGCCACCCUGAGCCUGGAAAGAUGGUGUCACAGUCUAUGGGCCGGCAGGAUUCUCCUGUGCACCCUUGGGAAGGGGUCAGCAGUGACCCUGGUGACGUUGAGGACUCGCCCAAUCUCCUGGACACUGACCAGCCUCCUUGCAAAUCAGACGUCAGGUUCAUGAGGCACAGAGCUGCCUGGAUUAACCCCCAGUGUGCGCAGCAGCAGCUACAGGAUUUGCCCCCUCAGGUGCCGACAGCGGGGAACGGUGGGAACCACUUUGGAAGGGAUACCGCCUGUUCCCUGGGCCCUUCACCGUCGUCCCUUGGGGACUCCAUGGUGGAGACAUCACUGUCCAAGGAUACUGCAGACUCUGCCUGGGGCUCAGGUGACAAGAACAGCGACUUCUCUUUUACCUCCAAGGGAGAGCAGGCAGUGCUCCCAGGAAAGUCUCCUCAGAUGUCUGUGUUCACAAGCUCCAAGGCUGCCUCCUCGUGGCCGGAAGCUGACAGCGCUUUUUUGAAGCCUUCCCAUCUGACAGCUUCCGCUGGUGAAGGUGCUGUUCCAGUCGGUAGAAGAACCACUUCUUUGAAUUCCUUCUCCCCAGAAGCAUUCUUGCUCCCUGUCGAUGUAGAAAAGGAAAAUGCCCACUUUUACGUAGCGGAUAUGAUGAUAGCAGCCAUGGAGGAAAUAAAGUGUACCAUCCUCGGUCAACAGCACACACAGAACUGGAGCGUAGAAGAAGCCAGUGCGUCGCUCGGGAAUGAUCAGGCGGACCCCGAAAUGGCCUUUUAUACGAGCAUAAAGCAGGAAUCUGGGUCUUCCGAUUCUUCUGACAGUGGCUACGAAGGCUGUGCUGUGUUACAGGGCAGCCCAGUGGCUGGGACCCCCACUUACUGUGAUGUGCUCAAAGAAGCCUGUAAAUGUGACUUCGAUGACUUUGUUGUCGUAGAAGUUGGUGAGUUUAACAAUAUCACAGAAACCUGUGGAUGCCCCUGCAACUCCUCUAAGAGUGUCACUUAUGAGCCAAACUUCAAUUCUGCUGAGGGAAUAGCCAAAGAGUUGUACCGAGUAUUCCGGAAGUGCUGGGUGUUGUCAGAAGUUAAUCAUCAGCUGGCAGGUUCUCUGAAUGCAGCUGGCUCGAUCGUUGUGAAUGAAGAGCGUGUCCGAAAAGACUUUGAAUCCAGCGUGGAUGUAGUUCAGGAAAUUAAACUUAAGUCGAGGAUCAGAGGGGCUGAAGACUGGACGCCCCCUAGAUUUCAAAUCAUAUUCAGUGUUCACCCACCACUCAAGAGGGAUCUCGUGGUAGCAGCCCAGAAUUUUUUAUGUGCUGGCUGUGGAACUCCAAUAGAACCUAAGUUUGUGAAGCGGCUGCGGUACUGCGAAUACCUGGGGAAGUACUUCUGUGACUGCUGUCACUCCUACGCGGAGACCUGCAUCCCUGCCCGGAUCCUCACCUUGUGGGACUUCAGGAAGUACUACGUCAGCAAUUUCUCCAAACGGCUGCUGGACGGCCUGUGGCACCAGCCGGUUUUCAAUUUGCUGAGCGUUGGCCACAGCCUGUAUGCCAAGGCCAAGGAACUAGACAGAGUGAGGGAAACCCGGGAGCAACUUUUUCAUAUUAAGAAGCUGUUGAGGACCUGCAGGUUUGCUGAAAGCACAUUAAAGGAGUUUGAGCAGGUGCCGAGGCACUUGACUAAUGAGCUCCACCUGUUCUCCCUGGACGAUCUGGUCAGGGUCAAGAAAAAGCUGCUGGUGCCCUUGCUCAAGGACAUUCUAAAAGCUUCCCUCGCACAUGUGGCCGGCUGUGAGCUGUGUCAAGGAAAGGGCUUCAUUUGUGAAUUUUGUCAGAGUGCCACGGUCAUCUUCCCAUUUCAGACCGAAACGUGUAGAAGAUGUUCAGGAAGUCCCGUGAUCUCUAAACCGUUUCAUGGGAGCAAUCUGGCAAUGCAUUCUGCCUUUACCAUUGGGUGUAGAGCCUGCUUUCACAAGCGGUGUUUCCAGUCGUCUGGGUGCCCCCGGUGUGCGAGGAUCACAGCUAGGAGAAGACUUUUGGAAAGUUUACCCCCUGCAGCAUCAUGAUGCCCCGAGCAUUGUGAAAAAGACUCUUCAAUAUGCCUCGUAACACCAAUUUGUGUCUAUUAUUGAUAAUGUUGUUUUAGAUUUUGAGUAUUGUAUAUUAAGAAGGGCCGAUAUUACAUAUAUUUAAUGUUUUCAAAAGAAUGCAGAUUGUUUGUUAUUAAGCAUUAACUUGUUACUGGUGGUUUUGUUUACACACGUUCAAUGUUUUUGCUGCUACUGUUUUUUUUUAAAGAGUUUUUCGGAUACUUCCUAAAUUGUAUUUGAGUGGUUGUGUAUACCUAAUACCAGAUCCUAUUUUUUUUUUUUAUGAAUUAUCACUGACAAGACAGAUGACUCCGUUCCUCUUCCUGUAAAGCUUGUCUUGUGAAAUGGAUUGGUACUUCCAAUGAACAAAAGCGCGACCCACAAUCUAUUUGCUCGGAAGUUUUUUCCACCUUAAAUGCCAUUUUGUAAUUGUAUCAGUGCUACAGACUUGGCUCGUUCCAGGGUUCGUAUGGAGAGUAUACUUUGUUUCUGCAUUUACAUCUAUUUCGAGAUGAGCUUGAGUUGCUUAGCCGUGCCCGGAGGCCGUGCUUGACACAGUCACCUCUAUGUGGUGCUCUCAGAAGUGCACACCUUUGUUAUCUCUCUUCCCCACACCAAGUCAAGGGAGGCAUGGAUGAGUAGAACUUCACACCUGCCCUUUAGGAUGUAGUCUCAUACAUAUAACACUGAACAUAAAGUGUUUGCAGAAAAUACUGUAAUAACAUUAAAAUACUAGUAAUUACUACUAAAAUAUUAGUAAUAACAUUAAAAUCACAGACAUCACCUUAA
Molecule: messenger RNA, 4205 nt
Organism: Acinonyx jubatus (cheetah)
Lineage: Eukaryota; Metazoa; Chordata; Mammalia; Carnivora; Felidae
Gene: RUBCNL
Product: rubicon like autophagy enhancer
Exons: 15
Coding region: 1353-3392 (679 amino acids)
Biological process (GO): autophagosome-lysosome fusion; autophagosome maturation; autophagosome-endosome fusion
Cellular component (GO): intracellular membrane-bounded organelle; autophagosome membrane
Molecular function (GO): phosphatidylinositol phosphate binding
Source: RefSeq, a predicted model, not a curated record